Messenger RNA from Emericellopsis atlantica, 1067 nucleotides. Its product is annotated as cytidine and deoxycytidylate deaminase. Lineage: Eukaryota; Fungi; Ascomycota; Sordariomycetes; Hypocreales; Bionectriaceae. The record is from RefSeq and is a predicted model, not a curated record. Gene Ontology annotation, molecular function: catalytic activity. The transcript has a single exon. The coding region runs from base 93 to 599 and encodes 168 amino acids.
AUGCGGUGUUAUGUAGCAACUUCAACACUCACCAAUCACCAAUUACUUCAGGCUAGAUCUAGCUCGCAUUGACAGACCAGGACGCAGUCAUCAUGGAAGCGCAAGUGGAAAGCCAACACAAAGCUUGCAUGGCCAAAUGCUUGGAGCUCGCUCGCAAGUCACCUCCCAAACCGACAAACUUCAGGGUAGGAGCUAUGAUCAUCAGAGAGAGCGAUCUGUCCACCAUAGCGCAGGGAUACACCCUUGAGCUUCCUGGAAAUACACAUGCGGAACAAUGCUGUUUUAUCAAACUGGCAGAGCAGCAUUCGACCACAGAAGAGGGCCUGGCCAAGGCCAUCACGGGGCCUCAUGCCCUGUAUACGACCGUGGAGCCUUGCUUCAAGCGCCUGAGUGGCAACCUCCCCUGUGUGGAGAGGGUCAUCCGACAGAGUUCCUGGAUCAAGACGGUCUAUGUUGGUGUUCAGGAGCCCGAGACCUUUGUUGGGCAAAACCCGGGGCGCAAAAUGCUGGAAGACGCGGGGAUCCAGGUCGUCCUUGUUGAUGGCCUCGAAGAUGAAAUCCUAGCUGUAGCCACAGCCGGCCAUAUCAAGGACGCGUGAAACGCACUCCAGCUUGCAGGAACUUGGGCAUGUUGCGGGACGCUAUUUCCAAGUUGCGAUCCGUGGCGUCACCAUCUGCCUGGUGUGCGGGGAACUUGGGGCAAUGAUCACCGUCGCUCCUCGUACCUCUCGUGCUCUCGAGCGAGCACCGUCUUCCAUCACGAGGGUCCAUCCACACUCCAUCUGUGGCGGUCACCAGCUCCUCGGUACCACACUACCCCAGGAACAACCAUAUACGCAAAGGGUUCGCUGUCACACCCGUGAGUCGAGUCGUGCGCCAUCCAAAAACUCUUGACAGCUUGUUCGAAGGCCUUUAAAUCAGCAUAAGAAUAGCUGGGUACCGCGUAUCAGCUGUCAACUCCUGAAUAGCAGCCAUUCUUGACCAACUUCAAUUUAAGCCACACACGGUUUCGUCCUUGCACCAUGUUCGAAGAACAGAUUGUUGCCUUUGAAGCUGGCGAGGGCUUC